This is a messenger RNA of Musa acuminata subsp. malaccensis (wild Malaysian banana), 1002 nucleotides long. The record is from RefSeq and is a predicted model, not a curated record. NCBI's taxonomy places the organism in Eukaryota, Viridiplantae, Streptophyta, Magnoliopsida, Zingiberales, Musaceae.
AUGGCCGGGAGAGUUGUAGCAACCUUCUCCUCCUCUUUCCUUGUGUCUCUCACUUGCGCACUGCUACUCCUCUCUCUAACGCCAGCAGGAGGAUCGGUGAAGCUGGUGCAGGCGCAGGAACAGAAGACUUGGUGCGUGGCGAAACCCUCGUCGGACAAAGCAACUCUCAUCGCCAACUUGGACUACGCCUGCUCUCAGGUGGACUGCAGCGUGCUGCAGCGGAAAGGCGCCUGCUUCGACCCGGAUAUCCUCAUCUCCCAUGCUUCCAUCGCCAUGAACCUCUACUACCGGGCGAUGGGCAGGAACAGGUGGAACUGCUACUUCGACAACUCGGCGCUCGUCGUGACGACCGACCCGAGUUUUGGCAGCUGCGUGUAUGGCUGAAGAGCGGUCCCAAGAUUUCGUAUGCGAUCCAACAUCCAAGUUGAGAUUAUGAAUGGCGAUGGAAGGUUUUGGUGAGACGAUCUCGGAUUAGAAGAUUGUAAUCGACUCAGUAUGCAUUACCAUUUAUUACAAUCUUCGAUGUUGGUGUGGUUAGAACAGAUAAUUUGAUUUUGCUCUUCAAUUAUGUGGUUAUAUACAUACCUCGAAAACUCCCUGAUAUAAUUAAAUUAUAUUCACCAAGGUUUCCUUGAGGAGACUCCUGUUAACUUGUGAACAUAUACAUCCAACCUGAGUCCAGCUGAGUCAAAAAGCCUAAAGUGAAUUAGUUCUUACAAGAAACCUAAAAGAUGGAAUGUUAAUCUAUUACUUUCAUCAUAAGAAACAAACAAGCAUAUUUAUGUUCUAUUCCUAAUCUCUAACCAACAUCCUGUGGAAUAAUGCCAUGAAAUUACAAACCCGAUUCCUCAAUAAACGUUUACAGCAAUUUGUGCUAAUCUAAAAGUUUCAUGAAGUUCUGCUCGGCUGUCAGUCAACACAGUUGAGUUAUUAGCCGCGAAUCAAUACAGUGUCAUGAUUUAUUGUGGUGAAGACAUGAAGAAAGCCUUCCUCUUAUAAUUU